UCUGAGAGGAAGAGGAGGAUGAGGAGGGAGGAGGGAAGUCACCAGUUAAUAACCCCUGCCUCCCUGUCCCUGGCCGCCAGCAGCAUCAUCCCGCUCGCACACGGCACCGUCCGGGGUCCCUGCACGCAGAGAUGACCGUCCCGCACCGGCCGCUCCAGCCCGGCAUCUCCGCCCUCUCCUCCGCGUAAACCCCGCCAGGUCCCGGCGCUUUGGCACAGCCGGACCCGCAGAGCUGCGCGCUCGGAGCCGCUGCUGCGUCUGCGCCUCUCCAGAGCGCACUUUCUUUCUUUCUCCCCCCCGAAUCAGUCCCCUCCGAGGCUCCGGAUCAGCUGGGAACUGCGAGAAGAAAAAAAUACUGGGAGCCACCGAGGACGGACGGACUGUGCGGACCGUUGGGGUUCCAGUGAAUGUGGUUUCUGCGCGUGUUUCUGCAGGAGCGCACAGCGGGUCCGCUGGACCCAGUCCCGUCCCUCGGCUCUUUGUCUUAACAACCCCCUACUGGGUGUCCCGAACUCGCCACAACAUGCGUCUUUUGGGGCUUGUGCUUCUGCUCGUCGCAGGUGUGCUGCCGUCCUGGACGCAGAAGUUCCCCGUGUCUCCGCCUGCGACUGACUGUGUUGAAGCCCAUCGCGUGUGCUCUGCCGACCCCCAGUGUGAGGCGCUGUACCGCGGCCUGGAGCUGUGUGCGGCCGACGCGGCCGUCACUCUGUUAGGGGAACAGGUGGCGUCCGAGUGUUUGGAGCGACAGGACGCUCUGCUGGCCAAACACCCCUCUCUCCUGGCCUGCAAGUGCCAGCGGGGCUUCCGCAAGGAGGAGCGCUGCCUCCGUAUAUACUGGAGGGUGCGUCUUCUGCCAGGAAAGGAUGAGCUGGAAAUCUCUCCCUAUGAUGACACAUUGAUAGACACUCGCCUGGCCUCUCUGGUCGCAGCUUCGUCUUUCAUGCAACUGGACGGUGAGAACCAUUGUCUGAAGGCGGCGCAGGACUGCGGCCUGUACGAGAAGUGCGGCUCCCUGCGGUCGGAGUACGUGGUGGCCUGCACCAAGCCCAUCCCCGGGUCCAGCCGCUGCAACCAGCACAAGUGCCACCGGGCCCUGCGGCGGUUCCUGGAGCGCGUGCCGGAGGAGUACAGCCUGGGCGUCCUCUUCUGCCCCUGCACCAACACCCUGUGUGGGGAGAGGAGGAGGAAGACCAUCGUCCCCUCCUGCUCCUACCAGGACACGGAGGGUCUGCAGCUCAACUGCCUCAGUCAGCAGAGCGUGUGUCGCCGAGAUGACCUCUGCAGGUCCAGGCUGGCUGAUUUCCUCAGUAACUGCCAGCCGUCUCACCAGACAGCCAGUGGCUGCAUGAAAGACUCGACGGGGCUCUGCCUACGAGCCUACGCCGGACUCAUAGGCACCACCAUGACGCCCAACUACGUGAGCAACAGCUCGGCCGAGGUGUCGCUGUGGUGCAACUGCGAGGGCAGCGGCAACCAGUGGCAGGAGUGUCUGAGACUGCAGCGCUUCUUCACCCACAACACCUGCCUGCGUAAUUCCAUCAGCUGGAUGGGAAGCCCCGGCUCACUGCCCCCGGACGCCACUCUGCCCCCCGGGCCCAAGCCCUCCCCGCUGGUCCAGGAGGACGAGCUGCUGAGCAGCAACCGCCUGCCUGGAAUCAACAACAACGUGGUGGAGAGUGAGGAAGAGGGGGAGCUGACAGUAGAGGAGCAGAGUGAAGAAGAUGAUCAGUUUGAUGUCAUCCCACUCUACUCGGAGAAAGCAACUGUCUCCAACCUGGGAUCUACCGGGACCGGGGGAGCAGCGUCCCUCCCCACCAAGCCCACUAAACCAGUACUACUGCUCCUUCUGCUCCUGUCUGCUUCACUCAGCUGGGGGUAGAACCAACCAUAUCGAGAAGAAACGCACGGACACACACACACACACACACACACACAUACACACACGCACACACACACACACACACACACACACACACAAACACAUACACAAGUUAUCUGCCAACAAUCCUGGACUGGUUGCUGAGAAAGUAUACAAAGCAUUGUGAAGAAAUGGACUUCGCCUUUUUUCAGUAGCAUCCCAUCACUUGUGUCCUCCUUCCUUCCUUCCUUCCUUCCUUCCUUCCUUCCUUCCUUCCUUCCUUCCUUCCUUCCUUCCUUCCUUCCUUCCUUCCUUCCUUCCUUCCUUCCUUCCUUCCUUCCUUCCUUCCUUCCUUCCUUCCUUCCUUCCUUCCUUCCUUCCUUCCUUCCAAAAAAAGCACUUUGUUUUGUCGGGUCUGACCGGAGCUUCAGUGAGAUGUUCUCGCCUGGAGAAUAACGAAACACAUGAUUACGUUGGGUUGGUCACAUGCUGUAUUUUCACCAGUGUGCAUAACGGAUCCAGAUAAAAACACAUUUCUUUACUUGUAGUGCAUAAAUAAAGCUCAAGGUUUGUAACUGUUA
Cololabis saira (Pacific saury) is the source of this 2439-nucleotide messenger RNA. RefSeq names its product GDNF family receptor alpha-4-like. The transcript has 8 exons. Gene Ontology annotation, biological process: nervous system development. Gene Ontology annotation, cellular component: signaling receptor complex; external side of plasma membrane. Lineage: Eukaryota; Metazoa; Chordata; Actinopteri; Beloniformes; Belonidae. Gene Ontology annotation, molecular function: signaling receptor activity. The coding region runs from base 524 to 1879 and encodes 451 amino acids. The record is from RefSeq and is a predicted model, not a curated record.